GCGCUGAGGGCUAGCAGCCUUCAGUCUCGGAAGCCGACUUCUCGCGAGACUCUCUGGGGGUCGGGGCCAGGCGCGGGGCGGGGCCGGCGGAGGGCGGCCUCCCGAGGGUGCGCGGGGCGAGCGGCGGAGCAGGUUCCCGGCCGCCCACCUGCCCGCCGCCACGUCCGGGGGCAGCAUGGCGCAGGCGCGGCUGCUCCGCGUGAGCCUGGCCCUGGGCUGCCUGCUGGUGGGGCUGCUCAUCGUCCUGUACUGGGACCGUGUGGGCACCCUGCGCCUGGCCCUGGCCGGCCCACGCCCGCCCGCCGUGCCCGCCUCGCCCACGCCACCCGCCUUCCCCGAUGCGCCGGCCGGCCCAGAGGAGAGCGUGCGCGGCUAUGACUGGACAGCCCGCGGCCCGGACCCCCAGGACCCCGAGGACCCCGCGGCGCGCCAGGCGGCCCGGCGGGGCAGGCUGCGGGCCCUGUGUGCCAACACCAGCUUUGCCUUCGCGGCCACCCGGCGCGCCCUGGACGACAUCCCCAGCCGCGAGCUGGACCACCUGAUAGUGGACGAGCGGCACGGCGCCAUCUACUGCUACGUGCCCAAGGUGGCCUGCACCAACUGGAAACGCGUCAUGAUCGUGCUGAGCCAGAGCCUGCGCGACAGGGCCGGCGCCCCCUUCCGGGACCCCCUGGCCGUGCCCCGUGAGGCCGCGCACAACGCCAGCUCGCACCUGACCCUCGGCCGCUUCUGGCGGCGCCAUGGCCGGCUGGCGCGGGGCCUGGUGCGGGCGCGCCUGCAGACCUACACCAAGUUCCUGUUCGUGCGGGACCCCUUCGUGCGUCUCAUCUCCGCCUUCCGCAGCAAAUUCCAGCUGGAGAAUGAGGAAUUCUACCGGCGCUUUGCGGUGCCCAUGCUGCGGCUCUACGCCAACCGCACACGCCCGCCCGCCUCCGCCCACGAGGCCGCCCGCGCCGGGCUGCAUGUCAGCUUCGCCAACUUCGUGCAGUACCUGCUGGACCCGCGCACCGAGGCCCGCGGCGGCCCCUUCAAUGAGCACUGGCGGCAGGUGCACCGGCUGUGCCACCCCUGCCAGAUUGACUACGACUUCGUGGGCAAGCUGGAGACACUGGAGCAGGACGCGGCCGCUCUGCUGCGGCUGCUCAAAGCUGACGCCGGCCUACGCUUCCCGCCCAGCUACCGCAACCGCACUGCCCGCAGCUGGGAGCAGGGCUGGUUUGCGCAGGUGCCGCUGGCCUGGCGCCGCCAGCUCUACCAGCUCUACGAGCCUGACUUCCUGCUCUUCGGCUACCCCAAGCCCGAGAGCCUGCUCAGGGACUGAGGCGUGCAUCUCCCCGGGGCGCCCUUGUGUCCCCUGUGCUGCGCCUGGGCUCUGCGACAGGGACCCCCCCCCAUCCCCCAGGGACGGCAGGAGGUGGGACUCUUGGGCUGCUCUUGAGACUGACAGAUCGCGGGGGUCAUAUGGGGGCACAGCCACGCCCCUGGAGGGCAGUAUCAUGGCUGCCUUCAGCCAGGAGGAGGCGCCCUCUAUUAGAGGGCGGAGGCUGGACCCCCAGGGAGGGUCGGGGAUACAGCCACUGGAGCGGCCAGGGAUACCUCGACUGGGGUGGCCAGGGUUCGAGAGUGGAGGGAAAGUCAGCCAGCCGUCCUACUGGGUCCUGAAGGGGGGGUGGCCCGGUCAGCCAUGCCCUCUGUCCAUCCAUCUGUGUUGGGCUGGGGGGCAGCUCACCCAGUGGGACCUGUGCCUUAAUGUGUGUGUAGCAGGCCCUGUGCCUGCCUAGGGACCCCACGGGAGCACCGUGGACAGCCAGGGGAGCCCUGGGCACGGUGGAGCAGGGCAGCUGUGCACUCUGUCUCUACGUUGAAUAAAAGAAUCAAGAAUCUAGG
This is a messenger RNA of Erinaceus europaeus (western European hedgehog), 1887 nucleotides long. RefSeq names its product carbohydrate sulfotransferase 12 (gene CHST12). The transcript has 2 exons. Lineage: Eukaryota; Metazoa; Chordata; Mammalia; Eulipotyphla; Erinaceidae. Bases 176 to 1321 code for a protein of 381 amino acids. Gene Ontology annotation, biological process: carbohydrate biosynthetic process; proteoglycan biosynthetic process. Gene Ontology annotation, cellular component: membrane. The record is from RefSeq and is a predicted model, not a curated record. Gene Ontology annotation, molecular function: sulfotransferase activity.